AUGACUGAAGAAGAACGCGAAUGUAUACUUAUGUGGGACGAAAUGUCAAUAAAAACUUGGUUGCAAUACGAUCCCAAAAGAGAUUUGAUCGAAGGUUUUGCCGAUCUAGGCAUAUUCGGUGGUUCACCACGCCGUGGGAAUCAUGUGUUGGUAUUUUUAUUGAGGGGUAGACAAUUUGAUUGGAGGCAACCUAUUUGCUAUUACGUGUCACAUAAUGCUGUUGAUGGAAAAAUGUUGGGUAAAAUAAUCUUAGAUGUGAUCAAGUAUGUUGAAAAAGCGGAUUUUGUUCUUAAAUCAAUGAACGAAGCUCGCCAACAAAAUCACAAAGAAGUUAUUGAAGAAGACAGACGGAACAAAUUACCUGCAAAUUGGGAAGCCCGAAAACGCCGCGCAGAAUGGAUCACGAAUGAUGAACAGGCAAAGAAAAAUGCAGAAGAAAAAGGUCUCGAUUAUGAAAGAGUAAAAUUGUUAAGCAUUGAUGCUAUAUCAGCAGAAAAGAUGUUGAAAAAAAAAAAAAGGAUUGAUCCAAACGAUGGAUUUGCAGAUUUUGAGCAAGCUACGGUACGACAGUAUAAAAGCCUUGUGAAAAGUAUAAAACCUAACAUGGAAGCUUAUGAAGAGGCUAAAAAUACUCUUGGUUCUGCAUUUUAUGGAGAUAAGAAUACAAUAUUGCAUGGCCUGCACAGAGACAAAAAAGAAGCAGUUGACAAGAUGGUUGCUGAUUUGGAUAAACAGUAUUUAUUUUAA
Messenger RNA from Copidosoma floridanum, 747 nucleotides. Its product is annotated as pre-mRNA-splicing factor Syf2. Gene Ontology annotation, cellular component: post-mRNA release spliceosomal complex; Prp19 complex; catalytic step 2 spliceosome. The record is from RefSeq and is a predicted model, not a curated record. NCBI's taxonomy places the organism in Eukaryota, Metazoa, Arthropoda, Insecta, Hymenoptera, Encyrtidae.